GGCGGGGGCCGGCGGGGGCCGGGGCUCGUCCCUCGCAGGGCGGGCAGGAACUGGGCGAGCAGGCGGCCGAGCCGUCGCUGGUGGAGUUUCCGACACAGGAAAAAAACAAAGGAGCCGGAGGCAGAGGGAAAAGCUGCCGGCGGCGCGGCGGGGCCCAGCGGCACCGCGGCAUGGAGCACGACGGCAAGAAGGGCAAGAAGGGCUUCGUGUCGCCCAUCAAGCGGCUGGUCUUCCCCAAGACGGCGCGACGGCCGGCGCCGCGGAGCAGCGCGUGCCGGCGGCCGCUGCACUCGGUGCCGCUCUACCCGCCGGACUAUCUGAUAGACCCGCAGAUCCUGCUGCACGACUACGUGGAGAAGGAGGUGAAGUUUUUGGGCCACCUGACGUGGGUAACAGCCUCCUUGAACCCCUCCAGCCGGGAUGAGGUGCUGCAGCUGCUGGACACGGCCAGGCAGCUGAAGGAGCUGCCGCUGCAGACGACGCCGGCGCAGGACAGCAUCCUGAGCCUGUCGGCCCGCUGCCUGCUGCUCACGUGGCGGGACGACGAGGAGCUCAUCCUGCGCAUCCCCACCCACGAGAUCGCCGCCGCCUCCUACCUGCGCGACGACGCCCUGCACCUCCUCAUCCUCAAAACCGGUGCGGGAGCCCCCCGGGGGGGGGGGGCCGGCCCGGCCGUGCCUGCUGCGGGCCGCGGGGCAGCGCGCACCGACGCGGCCCGGGUCCCCGCAGCCCCCGGCCCCGCAGCCUCCAUCCCUGGAGCCCCCAAACCCGCAGCCCCCAUCCCCACAGCCUCCAUCCCUGGAGCCCCCAAACCCGCAGCCCCCAAACCCGCAGACCCCAUCCCCACAGCCCCCAUCCCCAUAGCCUCCAUCCCCACAGCCUCCAUUCCUGCAGCCCCCAUCCCCAUAGCCUCCAUCCCCACAGACCCCAUCCCCACAGACCCCAUCCCCACAGACCCCAUCCCCACAGCCUCCAUCGCCGCAGCCCCCAAACCCGCAGCCCCCAUCCCCACAGACUCCAUCCCCACAGCCCCCGUCCCCAUAGCCUCCAUCCCCACAGACCCCAUCCCCACAGCCCCCAUCCCCACAGACCCCAUCCCCGCAGCCUCCAUUGCCGCAGCCCCCAAACCCGCAGCCCCCAUCCCCACAGACUCCAUCCCCACAGCCCCCGUCCCCAUAGCCUCCAUCCCCACAACCUCCAUCUCUACAGCUCCCAUCCCUGCAGCCCCUGUCCCCACUGCCCCCAUCCCUGCAGCCCCCAUCCCCACAGCCCCCAUCCCUGCAGCCCCUAAUGUCACUGACUCCAACCUCACUGCAGCUUCUGUCCCUGCCAAAACCACCGGUCCCAGCCCCACCAUCCCCAGCCCCACUGCCCCUAAUACCACUGCCCCCAGCCCCACUGCUCCCAGCCCCAUCAUCCCCAGCCCCUCCGCAGCCCCCACCAUCCCCAGCCCCAGUGCACAGACCCCACUGCAUCCCGCUUUGCUCCCAGCCCCACGGCAGCCCCGACCCCGCAGCACCCAUCCUGGGCCGGGGGGGACCAGGACCCACUCCCGUGGGCUGCCCCAGGUCCAGGGAGGGCCAGGGUGGGGGGCAAGCGCAGCCCCCAGCCCCAGCCCCGACGCCCCGCGUCUCCUCCGCCCUGCCCAGGCCUGGGGGUGGACCUGGUGCCCGCCGGAGCCCACCCCGAGGCGGCGGGGGGCGGCGGGCCGGAGCCGGCCCCCGCCGGGGCGGCCGAGACGAGGCCGGGGGGGCCGUGGCCGGAGCCGGGGCGGCUGGGCGGCCCCAUGGAGCGGCGGCACACCAUCUGCAGCCUGGACUGGCGGGCGGCGCGGGGCGGGCAGGAGGGCCGGCAGGGCGGCAGCCUGGAGCGCAAGGCGGCCGGCGGCAGCUGGGAGAAGCGGCAGGGCGGCCGGGCCUUCGGCAGCUGGGAGCGGCGGCAGCCCCGCGGCGGCGGCGGCGGCGGCGAGCGGCGGCAGGCGGCCGGCGGCAGCUGGGAGCGCGGCAAGGUCUACGGCAGCUGGGAGCGGCGGCACGCCGGCAGCAACCCGCUGGACCCCCAGGAGCCCUGCCCCGGCGCCUACUCCAACCUCGUCAUCCUGGCCGUGGCCAACAGGGAUGCCGCCGAGGAGUCCUGCGCGCUCAUCUGCCAGGUCUUCCAGAUCAUCUACGGCGACCAGAGCAUCGAGCGAGAGCUGCCGCACGGACGGGACGUACGGCUACGACGCCGACUUCAGCUGCUGCAGCUCCUUCAACGGCUCCCACGAGACCUUCGAAGCCUACUACAGCGGCGGCUCCUCGCCCUCCUUCCACCAGUCCCACCACAGCCUGGCCACAGCCUGCAGCGGCAGCGACCAGAGCGGCGCGGGGCUGGAGCAGCUGCAGGACUACAUGGUGACGCUGCGCAACAAGCUCUCGCCCCCGGAGAUCCAGCAGUUCGCGCUGCUGCUCCGCGAGUACCGCCUGGGGCUGCCGGUCCGGGAGUACUGCUCCGACCUCCUGCGGCUCUACGGGGACAAGAGGAAAUUCCUCCUCCUGGGAAUGAGGCCCUUCAUCCCCGACCAAGACAUCGGGUACUUCGAGACCUUCCUGGAGAGCAUCGGCAUCCGCGAGGGCGGCAUCCUCACCGACAGCUUCGGCCGCAUCAAGCGCAGCAUGAGCAACACGUCGGCCUCGGCCGUGCGCAGCUACGACAGCUGGUCCCUGCGCUCCGAGUCCGAGUCCUUCAACCGCAUGAUCACGGACAUCACCCACGACAUCGAGGCCCUGGCGCGGGACGAGGACGAGGACGAGGACGAGGAGGAGGAGGAGGAGGACAACUACCUGUGAGGGGCUGGGGAAGGUCGGCGUCCCGCCUGCCGCAGCUCCCAGCCCGGUUUGCAGGGUGCUGGGCUCAGCCCCGGGGGGCCCCGGGGUG
Rhea pennata is the source of this 2916-nucleotide messenger RNA. It is a transcript of the gene CCM2L, whose product is annotated as CCM2 like scaffold protein. NCBI's taxonomy places the organism in Eukaryota, Metazoa, Chordata, Aves, Rheiformes, Rheidae. Gene Ontology annotation, biological process: heart morphogenesis. The transcript is spliced from 9 exons. The record is from RefSeq and is a predicted model, not a curated record. Bases 171 to 2828 code for a protein of 885 amino acids.